This is a messenger RNA of Nothobranchius furzeri (turquoise killifish), 2728 nucleotides long. It is a transcript of the gene ndnf, whose product is annotated as neuron-derived neurotrophic factor. Gene Ontology annotation, molecular function: heparin binding; protein binding. Gene Ontology annotation, biological process: extracellular matrix organization. The record is from RefSeq and is a predicted model, not a curated record. Lineage: Eukaryota; Metazoa; Chordata; Actinopteri; Cyprinodontiformes; Nothobranchiidae.
CAGACACACACUCCUGCCCACUAGAGACUUGUUAAAUCCGCAAGAAAACUCCAAACAGGCAUCAGAGCGGUCGCUUAAUCCGAUCGAUGCAGGCGCAAACAUCACGCGUAAACCUGUAGGGAACUACCGCGCACCGGAGAGGACAACUUUUGGGUUUUCCGUGCAGUUGCUGUAGUUUUCAUUACUAUCUAUAAACCCGAAGGAGUUUUUUAAAGAAGCACCAUCUCCUAGAAGACUUCCCAUUCUGAGAGAAUGAGGCAGUGUAGAUGCUGCAGCUUGGUGCUGAUGCUGUUGGGUUUGGGCUCUUUGGCCCAGAAGCUGCCUACGAGGGAUGAAGGGCUCUUUCAGAUGCAGAUCAGGGACAAAUCGUUGUUCCACGACUCUUCCGUCAUACCAGACGGAGCUGAGAUCAGCGGUUACCUCUUCAGAGACACGCCAAAAAGGUACUACUUUGUGGUGGAGGAAGACAACACACCCCUGUCUGUGACAGUGACACCCUGUGAUGCUCCUCUGGAGUGGAGACUCACCCUGCAGGAGCUGCCCGAGGAGUCCAGUGGAGAGGGAUCAGGAGAGCCUGAACCUCUUGACCAGCAGAAGCAGCAGGUGACCAUAGACGAGGGCACGGAGCUCUUCACCUACAAGGGUAACGACGUGGAGUCCUACGUGGCAACCAGCACACCCUCUGGUCUCUAUCAGCUGGAGCUGCUGUCCACUGAGAAGGACAGCAACUUCAAGGCGUACACCACCACAACUCCAGAGUCUGACCAACCGUAUCCAGAGCUGCCCUACGACCCCCGUGUGGAUGUGACUGCACUGGGCCGCACCACUGUCACGUUGGCCUGGAAGCCGACGCCCACAAGGCUUCCUGAUGGGGCAGCCUGUUCAGUACUGCGUGUGAUCAACAAGGAGCACAAUUUCAAAAGCAUGUGUGCGGCUGAGGCUAAAAUCAGCGUCGACGAUGCCUUCAUGAUGGCUCCAAAGCCCGGCAGAGACUUUAGCCCAUUUGACUUUGUGCAUUUUGGGUUUGUUCCAUCUGACAAUGGUUUUGGCAAGGACAUGGCCUUAUGAGUAACAAAGAUCUCACGCGCGUACACAGCCAAACCCAAAACAUCAGACACUCAGAAGUUAUGCAUUGGAAACAAAAACAUUUUCACCGUGUCAGACCUUAAACCAGACACGCAGUACUACUUUGGUUUUGCCGUGAAUUCUGCCACCAACACCAGCACGGCGUGUGGAACCUUUGCUCGCACCAAAGAGGAAGCACGUCAGAAGACGCAGGAGCUGAAGGACGGCAAAGUAUUGGAUGUGUUCAUCAAAAGAAAGGGCACAAAGUUCCUCCGUUUCGCCCCCGUGUCCUCCCACCAGAGGGUCACUCUGUUCGUCCACUCGUGUCUGGAUGCCGUGCAGGUGCAGGUCAGGCGAGAUGGCAAGUUGCUGCUCUCCCAAAAUGUGGAAGGGGUACGGCAGUUCCAGCUGCGAGGAAAGCCAAAAGCCAAGUACCAGAUCCGCCUAAGAGGGAGCCGGAAAGGGGCCUCCACGCUGAAGGUGCUCGCCACACACGGCCCAAGCAAACAGCCUUUCCCAUCUCUUCCGGAGGACACUCGGAUCAAGGCCUUCGACAAACUGCGCACCUGCUCCUCCGCCACAGUGGCCUGGCUGGGCACGCAGGACCGGAACAAAUUUUGCAUUUACCGUAAGGAGGUUGCUGAGAAUUACGGCGAAGAGCAGCGACGCAGGGAGCAAAAUCAAUGCCUGGGCCCAGAGACCCGCAGGAAGUCAGAAAAAGUCCUGUGCAAGUACUUCCACAGCCCGAACCUGCAGAAAGCUGUGACUACAGAAAUCAUCACAGGUCUGGAAGCGGGCAAGACCUAUCUGCUGGACGUUUAUGUGGUGGGACACAGUGGCCACUCAGUGAAAUACCAGAGCAAACUGGUGAAAACAAGGAAAUACUGCUAAAUGACUUUGCAAAGAAUAAAUUUAUUAUAUAAAUAUAUAUAUUUAAAUAAGUUUAUUUAACACUAAGUGAUAUUCUACUAAGAAGUGUACACAGACUGACUACUCGUGCAGCUGUUGGGCCUGUAGCAGUGACUGAACUGUCUGUAGAGAGAGACAUCAACCGUAUAUUUAUGUUUACAUUUCACUGUGGUGCGCCGUGAAUGGCCCAGCGAGAGGAGAGGACUGCUUUGUUACCAGGCUUGUCGUCUUGACAUCAUGUUGCCACUUGGGAGGCAGAACUUCAAGGAAGAUGUGUUUCCUCGUGUGGGUUUUGUUGCUGCAUGACGUCCGCUUUCGUCUUUUAUCUGUCACGUCCGUCGGUGACGAAUCCCAACACCCGGAGGAGAUCCGGUGGCCGCCCGCUUUGUACAGAUCUCUCACUGCAUAUCCAUAACGUGUUCUAGGAGGAACUUAAAUUAUUUUAUACUUUGUGUCUAUCUUUUUGAUUGUCUGUUUUUUGUCAUAUUAUGACAGUAAUAACUGUUGCAAGAAAAAUUCCAGAGGAAGUCGUAGUUCAGACAUUCCCUUCUGUAUCUCAGCCAGUGUUUGCUCUAGAGCCCGCCCCUGUAAAUGUAUUCUGUGCUAGAGAUGUGUGUUAUUAUCACUGUAUCGCUGUGAGUGUGUGUGUGUGUGUGUGUGUGUGUGUGUGUGUGUGUGUGUCACGUGUACAGAGAUGCCCUGCCAAUAUUCCUGUAUAUAAAGCCUAAAUAUAGAGCCAGUAAUCCCGGUGUCA